Messenger RNA from Raphanus sativus (radish), 1158 nucleotides. RefSeq lists its product as uncharacterized. The transcript has 4 exons. The record is from RefSeq and is a predicted model, not a curated record. Bases 144 to 920 code for a protein of 258 amino acids. Lineage: Eukaryota; Viridiplantae; Streptophyta; Magnoliopsida; Brassicales; Brassicaceae. Gene Ontology annotation, cellular component: chloroplast.
AAUAAGAAAAAGGUAUCAUCAUCAUCUAGAGCGUCUUCUCGACGGCGAAGAGUAACCACAAAAACCUCGUCCAGUCCUCUUCUUCCAACCUCCAAUCGCUCUGCGAGAAAAUCAAAUCUCAUGCUCUCUCGACUAUCAUCAUCAUGAAGGCUUGCAAUUUCAUGUCCCCUUCCGCUCCACCAAGAUUCACCACUCCAUACCCGCACCUCCGCACGUACAACAACACCUCACGCGCCGCAGCCCCCUUGCUUCAGGUGAGAUCCUUCCAGCGCGGCGACUUCGACCGUUUCGCCGAUAACGUCAAGUCCGGAAAGGCCUGGAGAGACGCGUGGCGGACCGCCAACGACGGGUUCGAGCAGUUCGUGUUUGAGGCCAAGAAAACGGCCGAGCGAAUCGACCGUGAGUACGCCGUGUCUCGCCGUCUAAGCUCCGCCGCGAGUUCUGCCGGGGACCGUGCUCGGGAGAUUGAUCGUGAGUAUGGGAUUAGCCCACGCGUCAGGACCUUAUCCGCCGAUUUUAGUAGAAAUUUCCCCAAGUACAGGAAGCAAUUCAGUGACUUCUUGAAUACACCUCUCGGUGGAAGUUUUGCUACCAUUUUCUUUCUUUGGUUUGCUCUCUCUGGAUGGCUGUUCCGAGUGAUUAUUGUUGCCACAUGGGUUCUUCCCAUUGCUGGUCCUCUUCUCAUUGGUGCAGUCGCCAAUAACUUCGUCAUCAAGGGAGAAUGCCCAGCGUGUAAGAGGCAGUUCAUAGGAUACAAGAACCAAGUGAUCAGAUGCGAGGGAUGUAGGAACAUUGUGUGGCAGCCACAAGGCGACUUCUUCUCAAGAGACGGUAACAACAACAAUAGCAGCAGCAACAAGGGUAACUCUAAAAAGCCGCCUAAGUCCCAAAUCAUCGAUGUCGAUUUCGAGGAGAAAUGAUGAUCAGGCGAUUAAAAAAAUUGUGUGUUCGGUAGUAACAGAAUCAUUUACUGUUUUUGUUUGUUCUAUAAGCUGCGGCGAUGCAGAAAGGCACUCGUUCUGAUUGUUGUGUAUAAUAUAUUAUAAGGCCUUUGUGUAGAUGAACAAAUGUAGUUUCCAAGGGUACCCGAGGCGACGAGAGACUUUGAAAGUAAUUUAUACCUAGUCAAAUCAUAUGAAGUAGCAUUUUACAAAUGUA